Meira miltonrushii is the source of this 3467-nucleotide messenger RNA. RefSeq lists its product as uncharacterized. NCBI's taxonomy places the organism in Eukaryota, Fungi, Basidiomycota, Exobasidiomycetes, Exobasidiales, Brachybasidiaceae. Gene Ontology annotation, biological process: regulation of transcription by RNA polymerase II; DNA-templated transcription. The transcript has a single exon. Gene Ontology annotation, cellular component: chromatin. The record is from RefSeq and is a predicted model, not a curated record. Bases 277 to 3354 code for a protein of 1025 amino acids. Gene Ontology annotation, molecular function: RNA polymerase II cis-regulatory region sequence-specific DNA binding; DNA-binding transcription factor activity, RNA polymerase II-specific; zinc ion binding.
CCUUUCUUUUCAACCACAAAAACAUCUCCGUCUUUUCUCUUUUCGGUUCAAGCUUGGCUUUCUUUCGUCUUUUCUUGCCAAUAUUGUUCGAACAAAAGAUCUACUCUCAAUUUCUGAGUUGAUCAUUCUGCCACCCCACCACGAAUACCUUAACAUUAAACAGAUAAGGGUGGGGGCCCACACUCCCCACCUUUUGCCAAGCGUGUUCCUACAUUUCGAAGAUCAUUGAUGGUGAAUAGCAUUCAUUCACCAAAAAAAGGCAGCAACUAAACAAUCAUGGCUCGUAAAGAUUCAUUGCCAGGUCAGCGAUACGCAUGCGAUCGUCCUGGAUGCGAUAAGAAUUACUCAAGGCCUGACCAUUUAUUACGACAUAAAUUGAAUCAUGAUCGUGAAAAAGUACUUCAGUGCGAUCAAUGCGAUCGUACAUUCGUUCGUCAAGAUUUGCUAGCAAGACAUUUAGAAAGACAUGCAGUUCGUGGAAAAACAUUGGGAAGAUGGAGUGGAAGACAAAAGAGCAUUUCAGGAGAAGGAUCAUCGAAAGACGUAAAGAUGGAAGAGGAUGAAGAGGAUAGCGAUGAAGCAGAAAGUAGUAGAGGCAAUCAAAGCUACUCUCAUAACCAGUACUACUCGGGUCAUCAAUUCGAUCGAGAAUCUGAAAUGCAGAACAACGCACGUUCAAGAAACUCUAUGCCGGAUGUAGGCAUGUUGCCCUCGAUAGAUCGAUACGAAACGCCAUUCGCAUAUGCUCCUCCUCCCCAACCGGGAACCAAUUCAGCUGGGAUACCGUCAGGAUACGGUUAUCGAGAUUCUAUGGGCGGUGCUGCAGGCAAUGCAAGCAAUCAGAUUGGCUCCAGUGGGUCUCUAGCAUCAUAUGGCACUAACCCGUUCUCUAAUACGGGCAACCCAUCCCAGGCUACGUCAAUUGGACCGCCUCUGCCGUAUGAUGCGUUGGAGCAACAGCCUCAUCAGUACAGCCAUUCACCUUCUGGUAGAGCAUACAAUUACGUUCGCCAAUCAAAUUCGCGUAAUGGUGGACGUUCAUCUUGGGACAUUCAUGGCUCGACUGGACAAAAUCAACCUUUGUCAUCACCCUCUGCUACCUUCAAUGCAGCGAAUGGGUCAGGAGCAGCAGGUUGGGUGCAGAAUUCUUUCCUUCCUUCCAGCUCAAACAUGCAUACAUCAGAUUCUGGUGCUGUGAUGAACUUCUCUGCUCAUAACGCAAACUCGACAGAACAAAUGUCCAACGCAUUUGCAGGAUCUCUUCCUGAAGCAACAGCUUUGCUUCAUUCGGCCGUUUCAGGAUCAUCACACUUUCCAUUCUCUGCUCCUACAGCCGAUGAUUAUAUGGCAGAUUAUGGUUGGCUUUUUGAUGGUAGCAAUCCAUUGAUCACUGGAAAAGGACCGGAGGAGAUGGGAUCAAGUCGAAGUGAAACAUCCACAACACGUGAAACGCAGGCAACAGAUGAUGGACAUGAUCAAAAUGCCGGCGAAGAUGGUCAAAGUGAAGAUUUACCUUAUCCUGCUCAACCUUUGGAACAAGCGGAUGCAUUGCACGAUUUGGCAUUCUUUGCAAUCUUACAACGUGAUAUACCCGACGAACCUGCAUUUGAAGUUGAUGGGCCAACCCAUUCUCGUUUACUGCAUUUCCUCUCUUCGGUUCCAGAACUGUCCUCAUCGCCAUUGUUCACACCUUCCGCGUUACGUUGCUAUAUCUACCUAUACUUCACGAAGCUGAACACGAUCUAUCCUUUGAUCCAUCGUCCAACAUUCUCGUCAAAAGUUGCCGACCCGAUGCUCUUGUCCGCCAUGAUUGUGAACGGAGCUCAUUUCGCAGAUGAAGCAGCACAUUUCUUGGCAGAACGAAUCGGACGAAAGCUUUGGGGUGCAUUCAUCACCUUUGAAGAUUUCCGACCAGCCCGUGCAACUCUGGCGUUAUUGCAAGCAAUGCUUUUGACCGAAGCAUUCGGAAAAAUGAUGGGCACCAGACCACAACAUGAAACCGCACACCUAUUUCACAACUUUAUCGUUACGCUGGCGAGAAGGAAUGCAGUCUUUGUACCGUCCAAAGUCAAAUUACCACAUACCUCUGCAGAAGAUCGAUGGAGAGCAUGGUCAAAAGAAGAAGAAAAGAAAAGAAUUUCGUUGUUUGCAUUCAUUCUCGAUGCACAACAUGCGACUAUUUUCCGUCAUAUUCCUGCUCUUUCUUCCUUCCAGAUUCAUUUGCAAUUACCUUGUGAGGAGGAUGAAUGGGAGGCAAAAAGUGCAGAAAGUUGGACUGCAAUCAGACAGAACAAACGUCGAGAACCUCCGUAUUUCAUUGCAGCGCUCAAAGCAACACUUACACCAGGAAAUGAUCUCCCGAUCUCAGAAUCGGAUAGUUUUCAACAUUUCGUUCUUUUGCACGGAUUAAUGAGCGUCGCAUAUGAUUUGCAAUGGAAACAACAAGCUUUACUGGCAGCGCCUGAUACAAACGAAAGCAUAUCAAAUUGGAAAGAGCGUUUAAUGCAAAGCUACAAAAGAUUUAUGACUCGAUACCAAUCUAUUGCAUCCAAUCGAAUCAUGGAGCGUGCAUCUCACAGCUUAAUCGAAUGGGCUCAAGUAACGCUUCAUGCGGAUGCUGUUGAGAUUCAAAUUUAUGCCGGAUUGCCAACGGUGAUGGGGCGGUUUAUUGAUCACCAUACGUUCAGCGUUGCACGUAAGUCAUGCAGAGAAUGGGGACGAACAGAAGAUGCAAGGAUUGCCGUUUGGCAUGCCGCCCGAUUUUUGCGUGAUACAAUGUUUCCUAAUGUUGGCUCAGCCGGCGAAGGUCAAGAUGCUGCCGCAGGUGCGGUUGCCGAUAGACCACUACAUACCGGUUUUGAUGAGCUUUUGCAUCAUCAAUGGGUUCAAUACGUUUGCGCUUUGAUCAUUUGGGCUUAUGAACAAGCUGUUUCGCCUCUACGCGGUAAUUUUGCCAAUUCAAGACCAAGAAGUCAAGAUCAAGAGAGCAAUGCAAGUAGCAAUAACACAAACAAUGCUGUGUUAGCCGGGGGAAACACGACACUGCAAAACAAAAAUGUAUCGAAUCAAUCCGUCACCGCUCAACCCGUUCCAACAAUCACAACGCCGCUUGACAAAGCAAUUCGAGACGCAAACACAUACUUGUCAGACAUUAUCGCUUCCGAUACUCGAUCUUCGAUAAGCUUUGAUCCACCUCAUCAUUAUUCAACUGCCGUUUUAGAAUUAGUCGAGAGGGAUUGUAGAGGUUCACGUUGGGAACUCGGAAGAGAGGCAAGUGGUGUUUUGCGAAAGUUGAUUCGCGAGAGAAACACAGCUUCUGUUGCUUCUUCAGCGUUUGCAUCUUCAAGUGGCUGAAGGGCAUCGGGUCUGCUGAUGUGUAAGACAUCUUUUGCCCCUUUGUACAGCUUUUGUGCAUUGUAAUGGAUUUCCUUUCCUGUGAAAUAGGGCCGUUUGGAAACUGCAUAAGU